Tauraco erythrolophus (red-crested turaco) is the source of this 699-nucleotide messenger RNA. The record is from RefSeq and is a predicted model, not a curated record. Lineage: Eukaryota; Metazoa; Chordata; Aves; Musophagiformes; Musophagidae.
GCAUGGAGCCCUUCUCACCGCCAGGACCAGGGCUUUCUGCAGAAAAGAGCUCCUCUGUGCCACAGAAAAACCAUCAUGUCCUGGUGGGCGUCACUGGAAGCGUGGCAGCCCUGAAGCUGCCUCUCCUUGUCGCUGAGCUGCUGAAAAUCCCUGGGCUCGAAGUGAAGGUGGUCACCACUGAGAGAGCAAAGCAUUUCUACAAUGCCCAGGAGAUUCCUGUCACCCUCUACAGUGAUGAAGAUGAAUGGCAGCUGUGGAAAGGUCGUUCGGACCCAGUCCUGCACAUCGAGCUCAGACGGUGGGCUGACCUCAUGUUGGUGGCACCUCUUGACGCGAACACGCUGGCAAAGCUCGCCAACGGCAUCUGUGACAACCUGCUGACUUGUGUCAUCCGUGCUUGGGAUCUGAGCAAACCUCUGCUCUUCUGCCCAGCUAUGAACACGGCCAUGUGGGAACAUCCCAUCACAGCUCAGCAGGUGGAGCAGCUGAAAGGCUUUGGCUACACAGAGAUCCCCUGUGUGGUGAAGAAACUAGUGUGUGGAGAUGAAGGUCGAGGUGCCAUGGCAGAAGUGUGGACCAUUGUGGAGAGUGUGAAAAGGACCCUUGAAGAGCGGGGCUUGCCGACGCAGAGCUGAUGGUUUGGCGUGAGAAUUGCAUUUGUUUGCCUCCCUGAUGACUUGAAGAUAAAACCAACAGGAA